Molecule: messenger RNA, 1640 nt
Organism: Salpingoeca rosetta
Lineage: Eukaryota; Choanoflagellata; Craspedida; Salpingoecidae
Exons: 9
Coding region: 33-1481 (482 amino acids)
Source: RefSeq, a predicted model, not a curated record
CGAAUCGUGGAACAACAACAACAGCGACGACGAUGAAGACGUCUUGUGUGUUUGUGUUUGUGUUUGCGGCUGUGGUGGCCGGCAGUGUGGGGUGCCAUGGGGAUAGUGUGGUGAGCAACGCAGGCGUGUCCAUCCCCAACGUGGUUGUGGACGAGCUGCUCAAGGCCAUCGAGCCAAAGAUUGACCAGGCCAUCAACGGCAUUCAGCUCCCCACUUGCUGCUACGAUGACGUUGGCGUGAAGCACGUGCACCUGAACUUCCAGCAGCUGAGCAUCGUCAACACGCGCGUUGGCCUGAACGUCAACACAAGCGCCAGCACGGAUCAGCUCAUCAUCGAGGCCAGCAUCCAACUCACGCUGCAAGGCUUCUAUCGGUUGUGCAUCCAUGAUGACCCGUUUGGCAAGGGAUGCUCCACUCUGGAUAAGUGCAAGGGAGAUUUCUCCAUCACGCCUUCCCUGUCGGCCACGCUUGCCUUCACGCCCAUUGUCGAGUCCACCAACACGUUGCUCGUCAACGGGACUGUCGCCGGCUUCCGCGUCCUCUCCCUCAACAACAACUUCUGCUCAUGGUUCCAGAAAGGGAUCCAGGCAGCGGAGCCAGACAUCAUCAAGGCCGGCACGAAAGCGCUUGGGGAGGUUGCCGCCUCUAUUGCCGCAAGCCUCACGCGCGCAGCCAACUCCCACAUCAACACCACCACCGCCCGCGUGGACUGGCUGUUCUCCAACGAGACGCGCAACACCCGUGCGGGCGCGGCGGUGCUGCUUGACGUGAUGCUGAUCACCCCAUCUGGGGUGAAGGCGCCGGCAAAGCAGACGGCUCAGCCCCCGCUCACCCAGCUCACAGACAACGACAUCCACGUGGUGCUUGGCGACUCGCUGCUGUCGAAUUCACUGUUUGUGCUGGCGGAGGAUGGUGUGCUCGACUUUGCCUUCAACGUUGUCAUCGCAAACCAGACGGUCCCCAUCAACAUCUCAUUCUCGGAUGCGUCUGACGUGCGGUUCAAGAGUGGCGCUGCCGUCGACCUCAACACGACUGUCGCGUUUCCGCUCCUCGGCAAGACCAUCACCGCCAACGCCGUUCUCACAGCUGCUGUCACGCUGAACGUGACACAGACGGCAGCGCACACGUUCAACGUGACGGUGCACGCGACAGAGGCAACGCUCUCCUCCAUCGGGCAGUGCUCAGACAAGGCGACGUGCAAAGUGUUGCAGGCCGUCAAGGAAUACCUGGACAAGCACGGGGCAGCCCUGGUCAACGAGGUGUUGGCCAAGGUGCCCAUUGCCGUCUCAAACCAGCACGUUUCGGAUCUGCGCGCCAUUGUGCGCGACAGCUAUGCAGACAUUGCUGUGGGCGUGGACUUUUCCUCGCUCGCCGACACGGCCGUUGCAGCCCUGCAUGCACACAUCACCAGCACCGCUGAUGGCGCUGGUGGUAUUCAGUGCCCGCAGAUUCCCGGCGCACACCAGGACGGCUGCAUCUAAGCCAUGUGUGUGUGCAUGAUAGCGUGUGGUUGCGUGCAUGUGUGUGUGUUGUGUGUGUGUGUGAUUGCAUGCACGUGUGAAUGUGUCAUCCUGUUGCGUAUCAAGCGUGACUGUGCCGUUCCCCCGUUACUGGCGCCAAAGAUACAACGCGUAAGCCCA